This is a messenger RNA of Ceratosolen solmsi marchali, 3224 nucleotides long. RefSeq names its product scm-like with four MBT domains protein 1. Lineage: Eukaryota; Metazoa; Arthropoda; Insecta; Hymenoptera; Agaonidae. Gene Ontology annotation, molecular function: histone binding; chromatin binding. Gene Ontology annotation, cellular component: nucleus. Bases 311 to 3055 code for a protein of 914 amino acids. The record is from RefSeq and is a predicted model, not a curated record. The transcript is spliced from 8 exons. Gene Ontology annotation, biological process: negative regulation of DNA-templated transcription.
UCUACAACAUUGGCUUUUCAGAGCUCCAACAGCUACGAGCUUCUGCCGUCGGUCUCACUGCUGCUACACUGUUAUAAAUCGUUGUCGCGCCACGGCUUGAUUUCAUAAUAAUUUUCUCACUACCUCCUCCUCAGCUCUUUCGAUGUCCAUAAAAUUCUACCACACGCGUCCAAGUACCUCGUAAUGGGCGUAUACCUGAUCACCCCAUUCGGCAUAUAAUAUAAUAUUAAAACAGGGGCUUCUCUUCGUCGGCGCUCCGUAUUAUAAUAGAAUAGGCGAUUAAGGAAGCCUGGAUUGCAUUGCAUAUAAAAUGGGCGAGGAGAAUCGAGUGCAGGAUAAGUCGACAAGCGACGCAGAUGGCUUCUUCUGGCAAGAUUAUCUUGAUGCAACAGAAAGCGUGGAAGUUCCACAGAUAAUGUUUCCACACGUGGAGGAAACAUUACAAAAUGGAAUUGAAAUCGGCAUGUCUUUGGAGGUUCCAAUUAAAAAAAAUAACACCAAAGAUGACGACGAAUCUGUGUAUUGGGUAGCCUCGAUUGUCAUGGCUUGUGGUCCUUUAUUAAGACUACGUUACUUUGGCGGUGAUGAUAGAUCUUUAGAAUUUUGGUUCAAUUUGACCAAAGAGGCUGCCCACGAAUUAGGCUGGUCUGUAAAAAAUGACAAAAGACUUGAACCACCUGAUAUUGUACUUCAAAGAUCUCCAGAUUGUUCUGAAAAAUUACAAGAAUUCUUAACCACGGCAAAGUCAAUUCCUUUUGAAAUGCUGGCAGGGGAUGGACUUAGUAUAGUAGAUAGAAUUAAGCAAGGCAUGAAAGUUGAAGUCAGCGAUGUCCGGCAUCCAUAUAAAUUAUGGGUUGCUACGAUUAAGGAAAAUGUUGGAGGACGCCUUCUGUUGCAAUACGAUACUCCAGAUUCAUCGUCGAAAGAUUUCUGGAUGUUUUGUACUUCAGAGCAUUUGCAUCAGUAUGGAUUUGCAUCAAAAGCAGAUUCAAACUGGUUUUUAGAACCGCCUAGUUCAAUAGUCGAUACACAUUCUUAUGAAGAAUGGAAAGAACUUACGGAAAAUGGUCCUAAGGACCUUAAAGUACCUGAAAACUUAUUUAAUAAUUGUGUUGAUCAUCCUCAGCAUAAUUUUAAAUUAGGAAUGAAGUUAGAAGCAGUUUCACCCUCCGAUAGAACAAAACUUUGCCCAGCAACAGUUGUUAAAGUAUUUGAUAAUAUUUAUUUUUUAGUUCAUAUUGAUGUAUAUAACAGAGAUUCCAUAGAAAAUUUUGAUGAGACAUACAUAUACAAUACUACUGAAAAGAAUACGUGGCUCUGCACUGCGGAACACCCCUAUAUUUUUCCAAUUAAUUGGUCUAAGAAAAAAAAUAUCAGUUUUACACCGCCGCAAAACUGGACUUUGAAGUCAGAGGAAUUUGAUUGGGAUGAUUAUUUGAAAGCAACGAAUGCAAUUGCUGCCGAUGAAAGCUUAUUCACCGUACGAGAAAGUGCAGCCGAUGCAGGAUUUGAAUGUGGCAUGAGGUUAGAAGCAGUUGAUCCUGAAAAUGAAAAUGCAAUUUGCGCAGCGCAUAUAUCAAAGAUUAUUGAUAAUUUAUUAUGGUUAAAACUAGAUAGUUGUAAUGAUAAUCGAAUCACACACAUUGUACACAUGCAUUCCUUACAAAUUUUUCCAGUUGGAUGGUGUGAGUCAAAUCACUAUCCAUUAAAGCCCCCGAAAGAUUAUAUCGAAGUUUGUAAAAAGGUGCAAACCAAUGCAACAGCAACAAAGAAAAAUAAUGUUAUAGAUGUUCCAUUAUCAGAACCUCGUUCUUCCUUAUGGUGUCCAAAGAUCUAUUUUAAUUAUCGAUGCUUUACCGGACCAAUGAUAUCUAAAGGUAAAUUAGCAACUCUUCCAAAAGCAGUUGGUCCCGGACCAGUAGUUCUUGUUAUGAGAGAAGUUUUAUCGAUGAUUGUAUCCGUUGGAUACAGGAGUGCCAGAAUAUUAAAAGUAUUACAGUGUGAUACCAAACCCGAGCCUGGUUAUAACUUAGAAGUAUUAAAAGCAAAACACAAAAACAAUACGUAUAGAGCGAGUGUUGCUGUUAUAACGUCGGGUGAUAUGGUAACUGAAUUUUGCAGAAAUAUAUGCAAAAAAUUAAUGGUGUGUCCUAAUCUUUUUGGGCCAUUACAUGUACCAGAGAACGAAUGCCCGGACAAAUGUCAUAAGACAUCGAAGAAUAAAUUUAUAACAACGACAGUAGGAACUGGGAAGAGAGGUAAGCCAAAAGGUUACACAAGUAUUAUGGUUCAAAAACCACGACCGUGGGGUAAGCGUAAGAGAAGGAGAGGCAGAUGGGCAAACAGGGACAAAGAGCGAACCGAAGAAUUUGAGCAAGAAGAUGAAAUGCCAUUUCUCUCCAUGGAUCUGACAAAACAUAUUUCCGGCGGACUAGAAGAUAUGUAUGAAGAUCAACAGCCACUUUCUGAACUGGACAUCAUGAUUCAAAAAGGCUUUAAGAAAGCAGAAAAAUUUGACGAUACUAAACAAGAAUUACCAUCGAGCAAUGUCUCAGAGGAUUCAACGAGUAGUUUUAAUGACAGAAAAAGUAAAGAUAGCAAUAUAGAUAGUCCUGGCAGUUCUAUGGGUAGUAAAUUACAAUCGAAAUCCAGUCAAAACACCACUACCACAAGAUCUGGUAAAAGAGAAAGAGAUUGGGACACGAGCGUAGAGUCUGAUGGAUCGGAUGCCGAUGCGGAAUAUAUAAGAAUGCAAAAAAAGCAGCGAAGGCCUAAAACUAGAAAAUUAGAAUCAAAUCCUUUAUUUUGGACUGUCGACGAUGUCUUUCGAUAUCUUCGAAAAACAACAGACUGUAAAGAAUUAGCAUAUAGAGUCAAGCAAGAAGAAAUUGAUGGCUUAGCAUUCCUCCUCUUAAAUUUGCCUUCUCUCACUGAACAUAUGAAACUACGAACGAGUGCAGCCAUGAAAUUAUGUCGACACGUGGAGCAAGUAAAAGUAACGUUCUUCCUUAAGCACAUCAACGAACUUGAACCAGAGCAGUAUCGAGUGAUGUAAUUAUUUGAAUAAAUUGCACAUACAGAAAUCAAUUAACGCUGGAAAUUUGAAAAUUUGUACCGUAAUGUAUCAUAUAUGUAAUAAUGUCAACGAUUUGUAGAGUCUAAGAUAAGUGCGCCUGUAUAAAUUAUUAAUUUCAUGCAUUUGUGAAUAGUUACAUAAUGUAUAA